Messenger RNA from Eurypyga helias (sunbittern), 1723 nucleotides. It is a transcript of the gene HERC3, whose product is annotated as HECT and RLD domain containing E3 ubiquitin protein ligase 3. The transcript has 15 exons. The annotation marks the transcript as partial. Lineage: Eukaryota; Metazoa; Chordata; Aves; Eurypygiformes; Eurypygidae. The record is from RefSeq and is a predicted model, not a curated record.
GCUGGUGAAAGAACUAGGAAACCAGGAGAUUGUUCAAAUAGCAUGUGGGGACCGGCACGCCAUGGCCCUCUCCAGAGGGGGUGAGCUCUUCACCUGGGGCCAGAACGCUCACGGACAGCUUGGAGUGAGGAGCCAAACCACACCCAUCCCUCAACCACAGCUGGUGGAAAGACUAAAGGGGAUCCCACUCGCUCAGAUUGCUGCUGGAGGAGCUCACAGCAUCGUCGUGUCGCUCUCUGGAGCUGUGUACUCCUGGGGAAAGAACAAUUUUGGGCAGCUGGGACUUGGAGACACAAAAGACAGGCGUUGCCCAUCCUACGUUGGAGCGUUGGAGCACUGGAAGGCUGUAUUUAUUGCAUGUGGGGCAGAUCACACUGUGGUUCUCUCCAAGGACGGGUUGGUGUGCACCUUUGGAGCAGGAGGGGCUGGCCAGCUCGGUCACAACUCCACCCGGAAUGAACUCACGCCUCGUGUGGUGGCCGAGCUGUGGGGAGCAAGAGUUUCGCAGGUUGCCUGUGGCAGUCAGCACACCCUGGUCUAUGUCCCCUCCUUGGACAAAGUCUAUUUGUUUGGUUCUGGUGAAGAACAAGAGCUGGGAGAUGAGAGAAAGCCUAGUCAGUUGAUACCGCUUCCCGUCGAUUCACCGGUGAAUGCUGGAAAAUCCUGUCAGGAAAACAACACGUCACAAGGGAUGAUUGAAAUUACUGCAGGAGGAAACCAAAGUAUUGUCCUGUGCAAGAACAAGAAUUCCUGUUUGAAUGGAAUUUCCACUCUGAAGGAUGAAGACGUGGAUACAUGGUUUUCUAAUUCCAGUUCACAACAUUGGGAGAGUAUAAAAAAGAAUAUCAGGCUGAUCUUUUCAUCUGACGCUUGCAUCAACGGAAGCUUCCUGGAGAAAAGAGACAGACAUUUCAGAACUUCCAAGGAAGUCUCAGGUGUAGACAUGUCAGAAGUGCAACGUUUUUAUAACAAGAUCAGCAAGAAACCAGAGGUCUUCCAGGAGGUGCAAAAGGAGAUUGAGAAGUUACUGCCAUCGUUGUCUUCCUCUCCCAUCUCACCUGAAAAUUUCAGAGUCUACUUGAUCUUGCCUUUCCUUCUGCAGGGAGAGGAUAACAGCUCUUACCGUUCUCUCGGGCUGCUAGCACAAGCCAUCACGAAGCUUCAGCCCAAGGACCUGCAAACUCUUGAAUGCCUGUGGUCAAAUCUAGAAACAUCCUUCUUCAAGCAGCUGGUCAUUCUAUAUCAGAGGGUUUCCCAGAAAAACCUGUUUCAAUUUGUCUUGGAAGUCAGCAUUGCUCAAAGAAAACCCUUCAACCUGCACCCACAUGAAACAGAGACUCUGCAAGUACUGCAGAUGCUUUACCAGGUGAACUCCAGAGCUGGUUUCGGACUACAGGAAAACAACUUCUAUGUGCCUCACGUCAAAGAGAUUAUCGGAUUUUGUUGGUCCUUCAAUAUGGCCCUGUGGAAGCUGACCAAAUAUCCGUGUAUCUUUGACACGCAGAACAAGAUUAUUGUUCAUUAUAUGGAAUGCAAGGCGCUGUCCAACCCCUUCAGUCAUAUACGCUUAGUAUCGCCAGGCCAGAGACACUGGGUUUUCCCGGUCAGAAGACAGUGCCUUCUGCAAGACAUAUGGACCAAUUUAAAAGCUGCCCCAACCCACCAAUUCAAGAAGAUCUUACAGGCAGCUACUGGACAACAGACGUGGUCAACAUCCAAGUAA